CCCGUCUCUCCUAGUUAGAAUGGUCUCCAGGACCAUUACCAGACCUUCGUUUUCCUCGUGUUCGCUCUUUUUGUUUUCCUUUCUUUUCUGCUUUCUUUUCGCUCCAUUCUCUCCUUCACAGCGUAUUGGAAAGAAAGUUACUCUUGUUUUUGUAAAUCGACAAGUCCGUAUUAUGGACACUUUCGUACCCGUCGACCCUCCUCGGUGUGCUCACUAUGCCAAGUUUGCCUCUCACCUUUGGAGGUGGCAGUUUGAUCUGAUAUAUUGGACACUCUUCGGGUUCAAUUUGUUUAUAUUGUUCAGUGCUGCCUAUGCGUAUACCAAGUGUCUGGAAAAACUCGACAGCUACCCUCGAGACUGCCCCCAGAGAAAGCGGACGACUGUUCGCUGCAUCAUUUUCGCCUCAGGCUGCGUAGUCCUAUCCCUCACCACAGUCAUCAUGGAGGUCUUCGCCCUAUUGGCGCUCCAGUUCUGUGACGGCGAGGACUUGAUGUCACUGUAUUGGUCAACGUGGACGAUGAUGCAAGUCGGCUCCUUGAUCGCGGUCUGUGGCAUUAUCCUGGCGCUGCUUCAUAAUCUGAGAGAUCGAAAACAUCCACCAUGGGCCCUUGCUCUUGGUACCCCAGUCCUCGUGGCAGCAGGCCUCUUUAGCUUCCUGCAGUCCUGCGCGUCCAAGAGGCUGAAACAAUUCGACGAAUGGAAACGCAUUGCGAAGAAGCAACGACAACGAGGGAGAGACGGGGUGCUCGAAGAGGGUACAGUUCCUAUGAGUCAGGUCAACACCAUUGCCGUUGACAGAGACGACGACGACAAGGACGACGAUGACAAGGACGACAACGGCGCCCAGGAGGGUGGCGCCCUGCGAGCCGAAAUUAUCGGUCUCACCCUGGACGGCGGCCCCAUCAUCCAUUUUAAUGAGGCUCUGCCAAGCCGGCUGCCCAACCACGCCCGGAUCAUUGGGCGCUGCGACGGCGGGAAGCCCAUUGUCAUAUGCAAAAAGGACGGAUUUCAGUUUGUUUACCGGACUGGGGGGGCCGCAUCGCACUCCAACGACAAGCCUGGUUGAAAGACGAAUCAAAAAUAUGCUAAGAAGUGCUCAGCCUCGAGUCUUCUGUUAUCGAAGCGGACAGGCUCCCCAGGGUGCGCCAGGUUGAUGGAAGAGGAUCCCAACAAACUGACAUUAAUACGAGGUGCGGACGGACAGACGGACGGACAGACGGACGGACGGACGGACUACAAACAUCCGAGCCGCUGGGGGUGGAAACAGAGGGAGAAGAAAUGCAAAUUCCAAGAAGGAGACGUCAUCGCAAGGGCAACUUUGAAGUUUUCACUUCUUCACUCGGUUCUCCCUUGAGCCUCCUCCACCUCCAGUUAAAGAGUCGAGUCCCUUUCCAAGAGCGGCAUAUGAAUCUGGGCCCAACUAAGCAAGCUGUCCGUCCGUACAAACCCUGAAACUCCCGUGUACAUAUAUAGCGUCAUGCAUUAAUAUAGACUUGGACAUUCCAUGAACGGUUGCA
Molecule: messenger RNA, 1517 nt
Organism: Sodiomyces alkalinus F11
Lineage: Eukaryota; Fungi; Ascomycota; Sordariomycetes; Glomerellales; Plectosphaerellaceae
Exons: 4
Coding region: 173-1066 (297 amino acids)
Source: RefSeq, a predicted model, not a curated record